CACUAUGAGGGGAAAUCACAGGAGCUGAAAUUAUCUGCAGAUUUUACCCACAAUGGAACUGAAGAACACAACGCCUGUGUCACUGUUCACUCUUUCUGGAUUACAGUAUGAAACAAAGGAAAGCAGAUACGCCAUUUUCUCUGCAUUGUUAUUCUGUUAUUUUUUUAUUGUGUUUAUCAACAUGACACUAAUUGUCACCAUCCUCCAAGAAGAAUCGCUCCAUGAGCCCAUGUACAUUUUCCUGUGCAAUCUGUGUAUUAACACACUGUACGGAACAGCAGGCUUCUACCCAAAAUUCUCAUAUGACCUACUCUCUGAACACCACGUGAUCUCAUACACUGGAUGCAUCUUACAAGCAUUUAUCAUUUACCUCUCUGUUAUCGUAGAUUUUUCCAUUUUGACAGUUAUGGCUUUUGACCGAUAUGUUGCCAUAUGCAGACCACUGGAGUAUCACUCCAUCAUGACUAGCAAAAAUGUUGCCAAAUUAGUCAUAUGGUGUUGGGUUCCCCCUAUUCUCUGUGAAUGCAUUGUGGUUUCUUUGACUUCCAGAUUAGCCCUAUGUGGGUCACAUAUUGAUAAACUCUACUGUGAGAACUGGUCCAUUGUUAAGCUCUCCUGUUCUUCAACAACAGCUAAUGAUGUUGUUGGCUACAUUAUAACAUUGGCAUAUUUGUGUCAUGUGUUUUUUAUCAUCCAUUCUUACGUCAAACUGAUCAGAACGUGUUUGAGGUCCAGUGACGGCAGGCAGAAAUUCCUACACACGUGCUUGCCCCAUUUGUUUUCACUGACUAAUGUAACCGCUGCUUUACUAUUUGACAUGCUAUAUAUUCGCUAUCGAACAAUACGUUUCCAACAGGGUCUACGAAAUUUUAUGUCAUUGGUAUUUUUGAUUUUCCCUCCAAUUGUCAAUCCUCUGAUUUAUGGAAUACAACUGACCAAAGUUCGAGAGGCAGUAUUCAAAAGAUAUAAGAAACAUAGUGCAGUUCAGUACUGACCAAAAAUUUUCACAGUGUGUCUGAAUGAAUGUCUGUUCUGAAUAUGUCCGUUUCUGUGAAUUCAUAUAUAUUUUUGAACCUUUUUUAAUGCAUAGUCUAGUUACCAUGUUCCAGCAUGAUGAAAAAUGUUUACAUAUCUUGCCCAUGCUGGACAGUGUUCUGCAUGCAAGCAAGUGAAAAUUCUCUGUACACAAGUGACUGAAAAUAUGUUCUCUAGACAAAGAAAAUGAAAGCAUGUUCUGCAAAUAAGUUGAUUUAAAUGUAACUGCAAUUUGAAACUAUAAACUGCCAGUAAUAAUUACUGGUGUGUCCAGCUGUAUGCCCUCAUUAGGCAAUGCGAUGCAUGUUUUACUCAGAUCAACUCAGAUUUUAUUUAUACAGCACAUUUUGUACACAAUUAAAUUCAGUGUGCUCCACAUUAAAAUCAAUAUCACAGAAAUUUUGCAUAACUCUAUGUUUUCAUAAUUUGGGCUAGGCCCCUUAGUUCCAGUGAAGACAAAUCUCAAUGCAGUGAUAUUCUAGACAAUUGUGUGCUUCCAAUUUUGUGGCAACAAUUUUGGGGAAGGCUCCUCCCUGUUUCAGCCUGACAAUGCCCCCGUAUUAGGAUUAGUAUUAGCUCAAUGCAAGGGUUCACACGUUGCUGCUCACUAGGACAUUAAUUUUCUUGUACAAUUUCCUCAGAUACAGUUACAGCAAGUACUCGUUCCCAGAAACAUCUUAGAAAGUAUUGUUUACAGCAUCAGGUCACAUUUUCUGAAAUAGUUAGUUACAUUCAGAACAGACCAUUCACCUUAGGUUUACGGCAUUAAUUCUUAAUCAUACUGAUGCAAUAUGCUAAUUUUAAUAUUCACUGGAUAAAAAUAAUAAAACAUUGGUGACAACUCUAUUGCAAAACAGUGUGUACCUUUAUGUAUACCACUGAGCCCUAUACCUGCUUGUGUGACUUUCAACACAUUUACAGCAUAACAUUGUUAGUAAAAUAACAUGUCAACAAGCAACAAGACGACCACUUGGUAGAUUCACCAUCAUGUACACAAUAUGUAAGCUAAUCUAUACUCUACUUAUAAACA
Messenger RNA from Anguilla anguilla (European eel), 2065 nucleotides. Its product is annotated as olfactory receptor 6N1-like. The transcript is spliced from 2 exons. Gene Ontology annotation, molecular function: olfactory receptor activity; G protein-coupled receptor activity. NCBI's taxonomy places the organism in Eukaryota, Metazoa, Chordata, Actinopteri, Anguilliformes, Anguillidae. Gene Ontology annotation, biological process: G protein-coupled receptor signaling pathway. The record is from RefSeq and is a predicted model, not a curated record. Gene Ontology annotation, cellular component: membrane. Bases 53 to 994 code for a protein of 313 amino acids.